This is a messenger RNA of Nasonia vitripennis (jewel wasp), 2451 nucleotides long. It is a transcript of the gene Tom40, whose product is annotated as mitochondrial import receptor subunit TOM40 homolog 1. The record is from RefSeq and is a predicted model, not a curated record. Gene Ontology annotation, molecular function: transmembrane protein transporter activity. Bases 263 to 1246 code for a protein of 327 amino acids. NCBI's taxonomy places the organism in Eukaryota, Metazoa, Arthropoda, Insecta, Hymenoptera, Pteromalidae. Gene Ontology annotation, cellular component: mitochondrial outer membrane translocase complex; mitochondrial outer membrane. The transcript has 6 exons. Gene Ontology annotation, biological process: protein import into mitochondrial matrix.
CUAACCUCAAAAACCUCGGAGAUAACCGAAGAUCUUGAUCUCUCAACGAGUGCGACAGGGACAGCGCGAGUAUAAUCAACCCGUGAAUCGGAAACUCGUGCUAGAUUCCUCUACAAAUGGCGCCGCACGUCGAAGCACGCUGACUUGUGUAACCGCACCGUCCGAAGUCGCGCUGCAGCCGAAUCUCUAACCCAGGAAGCCGUCGCUCUUCUAUAUAAUCUGUCGCAGCAGUAGUUCUCGAGGAGUCAAGUGAUAAACAGAGAUGGGCAACGUUCACGCAGCGACAGCUCCGCCUCCGCCGACGAUGGGUUUCCAACCGCCUCCGGCAGCAGAGCCGAAGGACAAUCCGGUCCAGGCAACCCCGGCUGGCCCCGAGGAGUUACCGAACCCUGGCACCAUGGAGGAUCUGCACAAGAAGUGCAAGGAAAUAUUCCCAAUAAACUUUGAGGGUGCUAAGUUAAUGUUAAACAAAGGUCUCAGCAGCCACUUCCAAAUCUCUCACACAAUUAAUAUGAGCUCUGCGAUGCCAUCUGGUUAUAGGUUUGGAGCAACUUAUGUAGGAUCAAAGCAGCUUUCGCCAACAGAAACAUUUCCAGUUUUGGUAGGAGACAUUGAUCCCACUGGAAAUCUCAAUGCCAAUAUUAUCCACCAGUUCACAGACAGAAUUAGGGGGAAGCUAGCUACGCAGGUACAGCGUAGCAAAUUCAGUGCUGUUCAGAUGACAGCAGACUACCGUGGGGACACCUAUUCGUUGUCAGCAACUCUGGGAAACCCAGACAUACUCAACAAUUCUGGAUUGAUGGUUUUGCAUUACCUCCAAAGUGUGACGCCAAAAUUGGCUCUGGGUGGAGAGAUGAUUUACCAGCAAGGCCCUGCAGUUCCUAAUGGAUACAUUUCAAUUGUAUCUUUAGCUGGGCGUUACAUAAAUGGAGAUUCGACCAUUAGUGGAAGUUUAGGUCUGGCUGGCUGUCACCUUUGCUUUUAUCAAAGAGCUAGUCAACAAGUGCAAGUAGGAGCGGAAUUGGAAGUUAAUAGUAGAAUGCAAGAAGCAGUAGCUACUAUUGGUUACCAAGUCGAUUUACCCAAAGCAGAUUUAGUCUUCAAAGGAAGCGUGGACUCGAAUUGGACCGUUGGUGCUGUUCUUGAGAAGAAAUUACAGCCACUGCCAUUCACGUUUGCACUCAGUGGAAUGCUCAAUCACAACAAGAAUCAGUUCAGGCUAGGUUGUGGUCUAAUCAUUGGUUAAUCUGUUGCUUGGUGAAAAUUAAGCCAAAUAUCUCAGCGUAUCGGUUAAUAUUGUCACAGGCACCUUUAAGAGUGAUCCAACUUUCACUUAACUUAACAGAUGACGUAACGAGUUUAUGUUUGUAAUCGUAAUCGUAACGAUAUAUUAAUUGCUUUUAAUUCAACUGCAUUUCGUAAUUUACACAUUGUCGUAAAUACGUUUAUGUAACGAUUUAUCAUUGUUACUCGGCAUUAAACCAAUCUGUAAGGAGCUCUUAGAAUUGACUUUUCUGUUAGAUUUGCAUUAACGGCAGUUUAAGUCAUAUAGAUACAUAAAUGUGUGUAAAUAGCGAAUAGCCAUUUUUUAUCGAAUGUUUUCUUUUUUUUACAUCUAUUAUUUCGUGCCUACAAUGCGCACGAAUCGUGCCUAUCAAUUAGAAAUAAAUUAUGUUGCUAUUCUCAUGCUAAAUCUUCUUGUCAAGUCAUUCAGUUGUGAUUUGGUCGCUAUCCUUUUUGUGGCAUCGGAAGUAGACAGAAUUAAUUAGAUGCUUUGAAUUUUUUGGGUGUUGGACAAACAUGUACAAUAUGUAUUAUAUAAGAAUGCUAGAAUGUCUAACCAAGAGCCAAGCUUCGAAAGAAAGUGGCGAUUUUACAGCUCUGACUGCCCUUGUUUGCUAUUUUAUUUUGGGCUAGCAGUUUGGUAUCCUUUAAUAAUUCUACUUAAAAUUAAACCGAAUCAAUUGAAACACUCUUCAUUUCAAUCAUGCCGAUUUUUAAAGCGCCUUUUCACUAAGUGAUAAAUGUACCAAUGAAAGAGCCAGAGAUAGCGAAAUGGUCGGCGUAUUUCUUUGAAAUAAGCAGCUAUACAGAGACGAUGUCUGCCAAAUGAGAACACUGCAUUUAAUUUUCCAGUGCAUAUAUAGUGUGAGUGUGUGUGAGAGGAAAGAAGAACAAAAAAAAAAACAAUAUCUGCCAUUGAAUAUAUUCUUUUAAUACCGGCAAAAUCUUCGAUGAAGUAUACAUAAAUGUGGGGGAAAGACUUUCAUUAGUAGUGAUGGUUUUACGUCAUCGAUCGUUAAGAUGAAAAAGAAGAGCUCUUACGUAAACUUUUCUUUUUUAUAUAAGUGCGUAUGAAUUUUUUCUUUUGACAGCUAAUUCGUCGAUUUGUACACACUUGUAAGUACAUAUCUAGUAAUAAAGAAGUUGAACUGUUGAUUUAAAACUCAA